Molecule: messenger RNA, 2626 nt
Organism: Schistosoma guineensis
Lineage: Eukaryota; Metazoa; Platyhelminthes; Trematoda; Strigeidida; Schistosomatidae
Source: the annotation of a GenBank genome assembly
AAUCUUCAGUAAAUUUUUAGAAACAGCUAAUUUUAGCGAUGAUAAACGAGAACAAAAGGAGUUACAGGAAUUAUGUCAUCGAUUACUUGAAACGACAGCUUCUAUUGCUGCAUCUGCCUUGCAUCAACCAUCAUGGUUUCGUAAAACUUUACAAGUUCGUCAACUCGAUGGUGAUUUGACCAAUUCAUUUACAUAUUCCCAACCUUUAAAUUCUAUCGAUAUAACUGAUCGUAUAUCGCUUUCAGGAUCGGAUGUUUUUGAAUCUAUUAAUAAAUCUGAUCGAUUAGGAAAUGGAUCAUCAGAUUUAGCAAAUUCACAUUCUAUUGGACAACUUAACAAUGCAAGUGAUGUAUUGAAUGAUUUAGAGCAAUCUUCUGUAAAAGAUUUAUAUGAUAAAUCAAUAUCAAUACCAUGGCCUUCAUCAUGUUAUUCGAAAUCACGGCAUUCAUCUGUGAAUUUGUUGUCCAAUGAAAUAACACGUAUCCGAAUGCGUAGCGAUGUGACAAUACAAGCUAUUGAGUUGUUAACAGAGAAUAUGGCUAUAUUUUUGGAUUUAGUGUAUAAAAGUGACGAAAAAGAUCGUGUAACAACAUUUUUAAACAAUAUUUUGUGCAAUAUUUUCCCUUAUCUUCGUGUUCGGACAUUAAGUAAUUCAGAUCAUUUUACUGUAGCCAGUAAAUUAAUUGCAUCCAUUAGUAGUUAUCAAUAUACACGUAAAUCAUGGCGUCGUGAUGUUUUGGAUUUAUUUUAUGAAUCAGUAUUUUUUCAAAUGAGUCCAAUUGCUUUACAAAGUUGGAAUUUAAUCAUUGAUAAUUUAAUGACACAAGAUAAAAGUACAUUUAAAGAAGCAUUAGCCCGUCUUGUAUUCGCUCAACCGGGUGGUUUAAAUUUAUUUACUAGUAAAGAGAGUGAAUAUGAUCUACGUGCUGCCUGUUUGAAAAAAUUAUCUUAUCUAGUAUAUGCAAGUGAACCGGAUCAAUAUGCGAAAGCAAUGCCUGAUUUAUUAGAACGUCUUGCUGAAUGUCUACGUUUAGGUCAAGGUAUAAUUCCAGUGGUUCAUACUCAAGUGUUUUUAUUUGCUCGUGUCUUAAUAUCUCGUAUGUCAGCUAUACAAUUGAAUUCUUUAUGGCCUAUAGUUGUACCAGAAUUGUUCCUCACAUUCAAAUCCCUGUCUCAAGCAAUUCAAGAAUGCGUUUCUAAAAUUCAAUCAAGGAAAGCCAAACCUGAUGCCUCCACAUCGUCGUCAUCAUCAUCAUCAUCAUUUCUGUCUACUACACAAAUGAAUUUGUAUAUUAGUGCUUGUAAAUUGUUGGCUACCAGUUUAUUAUAUCCAGAAUAUAGACUGCCACAAUUUUCCUAUUAUCAAUGGGCAUUUGUCAAAGAUAUAACUUUUGAUAAUUUAACUAACCAAGAGGAAAUGACAAAUGUCUCCACAGUGAAUAACAAUCGAAGAAUAUCGUUUCUUCCGUUCCUUUCCGAUGUUCUAACACAAAUUGAAAAAUUACAAGAAGUUGACAUAUCAAAUGGUAUUGAUAUAACAUCUAUGGAAAAUUCAUCUACUUUAUAUCAAAGUUGUUUCAGUAUUUUGGCUUUAGAUAAACUUGUCAACAUUUAUACACUGAAACCAUUCUUUGAAAGUUUACAUAACAGUUCAAAUGUUGAUUCAUUACGAAAUUCAUUCAAUGAUAUCCCAGUACUUGAUGGCUUCCUUCUUGAACUAGCUAUAGAAGCAUCUUUAGCUCAAGAUUUUCCUGAAACGAUUGCAUCUAGAUAAUAAUAAUAAUAAUAUCCAUUUACAUCUUGAUUAUUAUGAUUAUCAUACUUAUUACACAGAUUUACACUACCUCUUAUCCAAUCAAUGAAAAUUUAAGAAACAACUUUGAAUAUUUCUGUUACUUGGUCUAUUGAAAUCACAUAAUCGAAUUUGUGCACCUAUUGUCUUUCUAACCUUCUCACUUUCUUUAUGGUUUCUUUCUUCGUUUUGUACACAAACAUCUUAAAAUUUAGGAAAUUUUAUUAUACAUUAUGUUGUUGUUUUUGUUUGUUUGUUUGUUUGUCCUAUUGAUUCAUCUAAACACAUUACGUAAUCUAAACCCAUCAUUAAGGCUGUGGCAUUCUCUAUUUCUCAUCUUAGUUGUCGAUUUUCUUUUCUCCAUCCUACUACUAUUACUACUACUAAUACUACUACUGCUACUACAACCACUCAUACUACUACUUUAUAAUGAAUUACCCAUAUAUAUGCUUGUAAGAUUGUUUCUUCCUCUUUAUAUCAUCACUUACUACAUGAUGAACAUUUGUUCUACUAUAAAUACAAUUGCAAUUGCUAUUAUAUUGUAACAUCAACUGGUUUGCUUAAUGUAACAGAAAGACACCAAUUUCCAAAGAAUACGAAAGAUGCAAAGAUAUCAUCAUUCCUAAAUCAUCAAACAAAUGUGAUACAUAAAGGAUCCUAUUUCUUUCCAUUCAACAUUAUUGUUUCAUUUCAAUGUUUAUGUAUUCGUUUCUAUGUGAAUAUAUUAUUAAAGUAUAUGAUGAGUAUGUUUUAUUGUAAAGGGAUUCUAUUUCUUCUGAAGGCAAUGCUUUAUUCAAUACAUCAUUGAUCGAUAAGUAAAAAAUCACAUAUGAG